UCCAUAAAAGUCAUUUAAAACGCAUUGGGAUUCUGGCAGCAUGCCUGAUAGCAGCACUGUACUGGCUGGUGUGGCAUUCCGGGACAGUACACACUAGGCCGAGGCCAGGCCUCGUGCUUGAUGACUUUGAACCACUGAGAAUGCCUGAAGGCUUCGAGUAUGACUUCACUCAUCAGAACAGCUCCCUGAAGCUGAGAAACCGUCACUUUAUGCUAGAUGGUAAGCCCCUCACCAUCCUCAGUGGUAGCAUCCAUUACUUCAGGGUACCGAUGGUGUACUGGAAAGAUCGGUUGUUGAAACUGAAAGCAGCUGGACUGAACACUGUGGAAACGUAUGUAGCCUGGAACAAACAUGAAGAGAGAAGGGGCCACUUUACCAUGGCAGAUAACCUAGAUCUGAGGCGUUUCAUCAAGCUGUCCCGCGACGUAGGGCUCUACAUGAUAUUACGACCAGGCCCAUAUAUCUGUGCAGAAUGGGACAUGGGAGGACUGCCCAGUUGGCUGCUACAUGACCCCACGAUGAAGAUGAGAACUAAUCAUCCACCUUACAUGGAUGCUGUCAGGAGCUACUUCAGGAAGCUUCUCCCUAAAGUCGUUGACCUUCAGUACAGCAGAGGAGGUCCCAUUAUUAUGGUCCAGGUGGAGAAUGAAUUUGGUAGUUACAGUGAUGAGGUAGAACACCUGCAGUUUAUAGCCCAAACUCUGCGGGCUAAUGGGAUCCAAGAACUUUUGGUAGUGUCAGAGAGUAGGGAGGGGGUACUUCGUGCUCCUUUACCUCAAGCCUUGCUCACGGUGAACUUUCAGAAGGCCAGUCAGGGGGAAGUGUUACUGGACUUGGUCCGUCGCUCCAAUCCGGACGUCCCGCUGAUGGUAAUGGAAUUUUGGACAGGCUGGUUUGACCACUGGGACAGAGAACACCAAGUGGUAGGCACAGAAAGACUAAUGGAAUCCUUACAGUAUAUUCUUACAAUGCAAAGUUCUGUCAACUUCUAUAUGUUCCAUGGUGGAACAAAUUUUGGCUUCUUUGCUGGUGCCAAUCAUUUCGACAAGUACAGAUCAGAUGUUACCAGUUACGAUUACGGGGCCUUAUUGACGGAGGCUGGGGAUGUCACAAGGAAGUUUAAAGUCAUUAAGACAAUGCUUAUGGAUUUAGUGUUAAAGCCCCAGGGAAUUCACAGUCUCCCUGACCCCCCACCUGAUGUGAUGAAGGCUGCAUAUGGUGACGUUGCUAUGGAUUUCUUCUUAAGCUGGGCAAACCUUUUACGAACAGUUGAGCCUAUCCGAUCUAAAUCAGUGGUUGCCAUGGAAAUGCUGGAUAUCAAUAAUAAUGGUGGCCAAGCUCAUGGUUACAUUGUGUACAGGCAUGUGCUAUCAACAGGUGGGGUGGUGAGGUUUGGAGCAGUCCAUGACCGUGCACAGGUUUUAUUGAAUGGCAUACAGGUAGCUGUGGUAAACUGUACCCUGGAGUCCAACAGGGUUCAUCUUCCAGAUGUGGCGUCACCCACCACAUUGGACAUCAUGGUGGAGAACCAGGGAAGGGUCAAUUAUUUCAGCUUCAAGAGCAAUUUGUUGAACAACCAAAGAAAAGGUCUGGUUGGCGAUGUCCUCCUCUCCAACACUGCCCUGCAAGACUGGGAGAUAUUUCCACUAGAAUUUAAUGACACCAUGUUGUACAGAAUUGAAGAGAGCCCAGCAUGGCAGCCAUUUGUAGCCCAGAGUGGGGUACCGUGUAUGUACCGUGGCAAACUGAGGGUUGAUGAUACAACACCUAGGGAUACAUUCCUUAACAUGAAGGGUUGGACCAAAGGAGUUGUGUUCAUCAAUGGGUUUAACUUGGGCAGGUAUUGGAAGGUGGGCCCUCAGGUAACACUCUAUGUACCAGCCCCAGUCCUAAAGUCAGGAGUUAAUGAGGUGUUAAUAUUUGAGGAGCACAGUGCAGGCAAAACCAUCAGAUUUCAAAGAAAUCCUGUGUUACAUGUAGACUGAGUGCUGUAUGUCGUCCCCAGUGAAUAAUCAGGCCUGGAGGUUUGGGCUCCACAAGGUCAGCUGUGGUGAACAUAAUGCUUUGUGUCAUCAUGUUAUGACCUUGUGGUCAAAAUUCUCAUGAGAUGGUCAUUUGGGAGCCAAGAUCGUGUGCCAUUUGGCAACAGUGUCCUUCACUGUGAAAGAUUAGAAACUAUUAUUUAGGAAUCAAACAAUUUUCUGGCCAUUUUAAAAAUUCCGAGGAGUGUUUUGCACUUUUACCUGGAUAUACCUGCUGGUAAACAUUUGAAUUUUGUGGUAUUGUAAUGGCAAUUUGUCUAGGUUUUGCCAUGACAUUACACGAUCUGAUCAGGUCUAUUUUACUUUCAUUUUUCUUACCUCACCAUUAAUGAGGUAAGGCGAGGUAUUGUUGGAGAAUUGACAUUCAUGUCGGUGCCUGGGUAAGAUUUUUUGUUUUUAUUUAGUAAAACAUUCCACUGCUACAUGAAUCAAAUGUGCAGUCAUAUUGAGGGAUCUGCAGUUUAAGCUGAAGUGCUUCUUGGUGAGCUGCCAGUGUUUUCCAGGCUGUUUUAUAUUAGCAAAGUACAUUUUCGUGAUUCAUAACUGACUUGUUUUAUAUUUGAAACUUUUACCACGUGUGCCUUCCUGUUUAUGAGACUGAACUUGUUACCCGAGGAAUAGGAGCAGCAUGUUUGUAGUCAUCUCUGUCUGUCAUUUCUGUACUCCGUGGUUUUCUAUAAGCAGUUAACAGUGCUGGAGUGCCCGUCUGCACUGUUUGAUGUUCAUUGAAGACCACGACCUAUAUGGUGUGCAAAUUUGUGCGUCACCUGUGGAAAAAUUUGUCAAUAACAUGUCUGAAGUUGUUGGUUUAUGCUUGGCAUAAAUAAAUGUUUUGAUCAGUUCAAAGUGACACUUCUGAGAUCGGUACUAUUGAAGGCAAUGGCUGACUUGUGACAGCACAGUGACACGACAUAAACACACUUCUAGCAUUUGAUUUAUAUGUGAAAUGAGAUAAAAAGGCUUUCCCUGGUGAUUCUCUGGUGGAAUAAAAGUUAGGGCUUCCUCGUGGGAUUUUCGGGGUCACUGAUGCGCAGUUUCCCAUGAUAAACCAUU
Liolophura sinensis is the source of this 3095-nucleotide messenger RNA. RefSeq names its product beta-galactosidase-1-like protein 2. Gene Ontology annotation, molecular function: beta-galactosidase activity. The transcript is spliced from 18 exons. Lineage: Eukaryota; Metazoa; Mollusca; Polyplacophora; Chitonida; Chitonidae. Gene Ontology annotation, biological process: carbohydrate metabolic process. Bases 141 to 1985 code for a protein of 614 amino acids. The record is from RefSeq and is a predicted model, not a curated record.